Molecule: messenger RNA, 819 nt
Organism: Pseudo-nitzschia multistriata
Lineage: Eukaryota; Bacillariophyta; Bacillariophyceae; Bacillariales; Bacillariaceae
Source: the annotation of a GenBank genome assembly
AAUUAUAUCGACAGAAAACCACACACCCUUGUACAACAAAAAUUGGAAAAGACACAAAAAGAAGUCGGAGACUUAGAAAAGACGUCUAAUGACACCCCAGAACGAAAACAUGGCUAUUGCUAAUCAAACUAGAAUAUCAGAUCAAUCCAUCGUCCAUACCGAUGACAGCACAAAAACUGACUCGGUUUCAAACAAAACGGAUAGAAAGAGCUACAAGAGACCACUUCGGUGCAGCGGCAGCUCCCCGUUCAAGUGCACCAAUAUGCCUUACCUACCACACUCCAGCAGGGAUUUAUCCUUGGACACGAUAACGGAAUUUCCAUACCUCGAAGACAAGUUCUCAAUGUCUUUGCCCUGCUCUCUUUUCUCCUCGUCCUUCGAUGAGGGCAAUAGCCAAAAAGUCAGGAAGAGCCAUCACAAUAAGACCAGAAGCCUGGAUUUCGUAAUGGAUGCCAUCAGCAUUGUUGGAAUUGAUGAAAGAGAAGAAUUGCAAUCUACGGUUAGUGUUUCAUCUCCCACACCCUUCACCAGAUCACGUUCGCCAUUGUCUCCGCCCUCAUUAGCAUCCGUCUCGGACGAUGAAAGCGUAGAUUCUUCUCGCAAAGACGAAGAAAGAAGCAUUCUCCGGGAAUCCCGAUGGGACGACUGUCAGUCGCGCGACUUUGUUGUGAGGAAGUGUGAUAGUGCACCAACUUGUCCUCGAAGAGCCCAAUAGUCAGUUUUUGGCUUGUGCUCAUGUCUUACUAAUAAUGUACUCCAAUAAAUAGAAAUCAAAAGAAAAAGGAUUAUCCUUUACAGUAAUAUAGAAUCGAUGGUUAA